This is a messenger RNA of Carassius carassius (crucian carp), 794 nucleotides long. Its product is annotated as SLAM family member 9-like. The record is from RefSeq and is a predicted model, not a curated record. The transcript is spliced from 3 exons. The coding region runs from base 69 to 794 and encodes 241 amino acids. NCBI's taxonomy places the organism in Eukaryota, Metazoa, Chordata, Actinopteri, Cypriniformes, Cyprinidae.
GGAUUCACAUAUAGCUUCAGUGUUUUCAGAGAAUAGUUUUAUUAUCAGACACUGAACAACUGAAGAAAAUGUUUCACAUGUUUGUUUUGUUUUCUUUGUGCUGCUUGAGUCUGACUGGUGUGUUUGGUGCUGAAACAAAUGAAAUACAGUCAGUGUCAGUGAUAGAGGGAGAUUCUGUCACUUUAUACAAUGAUGUUACUGAAAUACAGAAAGAAGAAAGUAUGAUGUGGAAAUAUGGAGCUGAAAAGUUCGAUAUAGUUGAAAUUAAUAGAAAGUAUGAAAUGUUCUCUACAUUUGAUGUUCCUGACGGGAGAUUCAGAGACAGACUGAAGCUGGACAAUCAAACUGGAUCUCUGACCAUCACAAACAUCGGAACUGAACAUGCUGGACUUUAUCAACUAGUGAUAAGUGGAGUGAGAAAACAAACAUUCAAUGUUUCUGUCUAUGCUCGUCUGCCUGUUCCUGUUAUCAGAAGUAACUCUUCACAAUGUGCUUCAUCAUCAUCUUCAUCAUCAUCCUCAGAGCAGAAUUGUUCACUGGUGUGUUCAGUGGUGAAUGUGGGUCAUGUGACUCUCUCCUGGUACAAAGGAAACAGUUUAUUGUCCAGCAUCAGUGUGUCUGAUCUCAGCAUCAGUCUCUCUCUACCUCUGGAGGUGGAAUAUCAGGAUAAAAACAGCUACAGCUGUGUGCUCAACAAUCCCAUCAGCAACCAGACUCAACAUCUGGACAUCACCCAACUCUGUCCCACAUGUGCAGGUAUAUCAGAGCUGAUAUGUGUUUAUUUGCUGACCUGA